UGACGUUUCACGAACGUAAACUUUACGCGCUAAAUUCUUCUUGUGUCUCCUGUUUUUGUUAAACAACUAAGCACGUUUGAAUUACUAGGCUUCGUUUUGUUUAGACGCAAUGAGUAAAAAGGGUAACGUAUCUUGGGUAAAGCCAGCGGAACCAUCUUUUCUGAAGAAGUUUAAGAAGGAUGUUGGUUUUAAAGAGGGGCCUACAGUGGAGACCAAAAGGCUGGAGAUGCCGCAGUGUGAUGAUGAUAGUGGUGACAGCGAUCGGGAAGAUGAGAUGCCGCAGGUCGUGCAGCUGAAAAAGGGAGAUCUCAGUGCUGAGGAUGUUAUGAAGAUCAGCAACGAGAAGACGACUUCAAAUACAGAUGAGCAGCCUCCUGCGGAUGGAAAGAUUGUCUUCAAGAAACCUGUCAAACGCUCGUCUGAUAAAUUUGAAGGCAUUACUGCCAGCUCUAGCAAGAAAAAGAAAAGUGGUGAUGCAGAAAAGAAAGAGUUAAAGGCAGUUGUGAAAGUGAAGAACAACAGUCUACUGUCGUUUGGUGGCGAUGAGGAUGACGAGGACUAGUUUGUUUGAGAUUCAGCUCAAAUACAUUUCUGGAACUGGUCCUUUAAAGCUCCUGAUCUCCAGUUGAAAAAAAAAUCUUGUGUGUAAAAUAGAUGUUUCGUGAGAGUGAAUAUUUCAUGUAGCUUCAUUUAUAAUGUAAUUUUGUAAAGCAUCAUUAUGGGCCUCUGCAGGAGCAUCCCUACCAACAGACAGUGGAAAGAAAUGAUAUCGUUUCUGUUCUGAAUGACCUGAUGGUUACUAAUGACACUUUGGAAAUAAUUUGAUGGACCAGUGGAAUGAAUAAUAAUAAGAAAAUCGUGAUAAAACGAGGCAAAGAGAAAUGCAAAUAAGAUGGAACUUCCUGUUCAAGCCCAUUCGAUGUACAUAUAUGGCUUCUACGAAGGAGCUGUGCAUGUUUUAUUUUCUUUGAUGUUUUAGGCUUUGUAUUUUAUCUUCCCAGAUUAUGGGACUUCAAGAAUUUUAUUACACAUUUUCUCAUAGGAAAGACAAAUGUAUGUUUGCUGGAAUUAAAGGUUUCACAUGAACUUAAAAUGAAUCGCUUGUUUUUCCUUGUUGAAUAAAUGCAUCUGCUACAAAGUGUAAAUUAUGUAGUUACAUGCCAAAAGGAAUGUCAUUAAAAAUACAA
Molecule: messenger RNA, 1187 nt
Organism: Triplophysa rosa
Lineage: Eukaryota; Metazoa; Chordata; Actinopteri; Cypriniformes; Nemacheilidae
Product: KIAA1143 ortholog
Exons: 3
Coding region: 110-562 (150 amino acids)
Source: RefSeq, a predicted model, not a curated record